UGAAUAGCAGAGCACGUGGAUGAACGUCAAACGUCCAUAACCUAGUCGAAUAGCCAUGAAUAAAUAAUUGAAACACCAACAAUAACAUGGAAAAAAGAAAGUGGAAGGAUUUGGAGUCAAAACUGAGUGAUACGGUUGUAAAGACACUUGAGGAAUUGAAAUUCACAUAUCCAACGCCAAUUCAGGCAGCAUGUAUUCCUAUUUUGUUGAAUGGAAAAGAUGUGGCUGCUGAGGCAGUAACUGGAAGUGGCAAGACCCUGGCAUUUUUAAUUCCUCUACUGGACCUUCUGCAGAGGAGAGAGGACCAGUGGAAGAAGAUUGAAAUUGGUGGAAUCGUCAUAUCGCCAACGAGAGAGUUGGCCACACAAAUUAGUGAGAUUUUGGAGAAAUUCCUGGUGAAGACAACGCUGAAACAAGUUCUAUUGGUAGGUGGUACUACUCUGAAGGAAGAUAUAGCGAGUUUGAAGAAGGGAGUGAAUAUUAUUGUGGCAACGCCUGGGAGACUUGAUGAUGUACUCACCAAUUGUAAGGAUGUUAAUUUAGUGGCAAGUGUUAAAUCACUGGAGCUUCUGGUUCUGGACGAGGCAGAUCGUCUCCUGGAUCUGGGUUUCUCCACAACCCUGAAUUCAAUAUUCAGUUAUCUCCCGAGACAGAGGAGAACGGGAUUAUUCUCAGCGACUCAGACGAAGGAAUUGCAACAGCUGAUUCGUGCUGGUCUGCGAAAUCCCACUCUCGUCUCGAUCAAGGAAAAAUCGUGUGUCUCCACUCCCCUGUUGCUCAGCAAUUACUACACGAUAGUCUCAGCUGAGAGUAAACAGGCAUCUCUCAUCCAUUUCAUCAUCUCCAAGGGGACGAGCCUGAAGUACAUGGUGUUCUUCUCAACCUGUGCCUGCGUCGACUACUUCAGCCACAUCCUGAAAUCAAUGCUACCAGGAGCAAAGGUCCUGGCACUUCAUGGAAAGAUGAAGGGAAAACGUCACAAGAUCUUCGACGAGUUUCGACAGAUUGAUUGUGGAAUUCUUGUCUGCACAGACGUAAUGGCACGUGGAAUUGAUAUUCCAGAAGUUGAUUGGGUCCUCCAGUACGAUCCACCGUCGACUGCCAGCAGUUUUGUUCAUCGCUGUGGGAGAACAGCUAGAAUUGGCAACGAAGGGAACGCCCUGGUCUUUCUCCUGGAGACCGAGGACGCCUACAUCGACUUCAUAAAACGAAAUCAGAAGGUCGAGAUGGGGGAAAUUCAGGUGGAGGUCGAGAAGAAUUUCAUCGAGAAGUGCCUGAAGUGCAUGAGAAAUUUACAGAUGAAGGAUCGUUUGAUGUUCGAUAAAGCAAAUCGUGCAUUUGUGUCGUACAUUCAGUCUUACAAUAAACACGAGUGCAAUUUAAUUCUGCGAUUGAAGGAUCUGGAUUUUGGGGGUAUUGCCAUGUCCUUUGGACUUCUCCAAAUGCCAAAAAUGCCGGAGCUCAGGGGACGUGAUCUCUCGGUUUUUUGUGAGGCCAACGUAGACGUUAAUAAGAUCGCAUACAGAGACAAACAGCGAGAGGUAAAACGCCUUGAAAAACUCAGUAUUUAUCACGACACGGGGAUCUGGCCGAGCAAGGAUAAACGAAGGGCUAAGCAAAGUGAGCCUUGGUCUGAGGCGAAGAAGAAAAAAAUGGAGAGACUGGAGAAGAGAGGUAAAAAAAAGGAGAAGAGGAAUAAAAGGAUCGAGACUGCUAAUGCAAAACCUGUUAAGAAAAAGAGGAAAGCUACCCUCGAGGAUAUCGAGGAGCUUGCGAGGGACAUCGCGUUGAUUAAAAAAUUGAAGAGGAAAAAGAUAUCGCAGGAGGAUUUCGACGAGGCGUUUGGCGUGUAAAAUAUUUUAUAAUUCAAACAAGAAGUGAUUGAAAAAAAUGUUAUUCGUGAUUUUUUGAAUAAAAAUCGGGACUGAAAGGUCCUUGGAG
Molecule: messenger RNA, 1941 nt
Organism: Fopius arisanus
Lineage: Eukaryota; Metazoa; Arthropoda; Insecta; Hymenoptera; Braconidae
Product: probable ATP-dependent RNA helicase DDX55 homolog
Exons: 2
Coding region: 87-1853 (588 amino acids)
Cellular component (GO): nucleolus
Molecular function (GO): nucleic acid binding; ATP binding; RNA helicase activity
Source: RefSeq, a predicted model, not a curated record